Scheffersomyces coipomensis is the source of this 414-nucleotide messenger RNA. RefSeq lists its product as uncharacterized. The record is from RefSeq and is a predicted model, not a curated record. The coding region runs from base 1 to 414 and encodes 137 amino acids. The transcript has a single exon. Lineage: Eukaryota; Fungi; Ascomycota; Pichiomycetes; Serinales; Debaryomycetaceae.
AUGAGAUUUUCAGAUAGAGUUUUGAUGGUUUACGAAAUGGGAACUUCGCCAGUAAAUUUGAUGACUUUGGUUCAAAAUUUUAAAAGAAUCCGUCUUGCUGGAAAUUAUGAUCGAAUAGUGAUUACUUUUUUCUUGUACCUUUUUGUUUUAUUCUAUGGUAUCACUGGUAUUAAAGACGAUUUCGGCCUGUUUGUUUUUUUCCUUUUUGCACCUUUGCUUGUGGUUUUGACUCUUGCAUAUGGAGGUGCUGUUCACGAGCUCUGGAAUAAUCCUAUUAAAGAUGUUUCGUUUGGUUUAAUAUGUGUUUCAUUUUGUAUUCAUAUUCUAUUUGCUUGCUAUGGAUUAGUAAUUGCAACAUCGAAUCCACUUAAACUAUCUCCUGAGGCUUCACUAUUAUUCCGUGAGCUCAGUUAG